AUGGAUUCUGAAGUCUUUCAGUACAUCUUUCACCAUGUCGUCUUCCCUCCAAAAUUACCCGGAGAACCUGAACGCAACCAAAAACCCCUUGAGAGCGGGAUGAUGAGGUUUGUAAAAGAUACUCUUGUCUCCUUUGUUGAAGAGAGACCGCCAGAUAUCCAGGACAAAUGGAAGCCGGCUGUCAAUAUGCUUGGACUGUGGCUCUCAGUCGAUGCAGGAGGGGAUGAUAUCAACCGCCAUCAAGACCUUCUCACGCGCCAUAUAAAGGAUCUAAAAACCAAUGGAGCCAUUGCACUGUACGUUUGUGUGCAAAACUGUGGGUGGCUAGCACAUUAUGACAGUGCCCGUGACAAUGUCAUUAUUGAUGCUUUUGAGGUAACCGCCACCUCAGCUGCUAUCCUCAAGGCCACAGGUCCUCUUACUCGCUGCUUUCCGGGCCAGAGCGUGGUCAUUCCCGCCUCGAUGAUCAAUGAAAUUGGCUUCUGCAAAUAUUUGGCUCAUAACCUUUGCCGUCUAAACCUGGAGACUGUCCGUGAGAUGUGUCCCAAGGCCACUCAAUCACGAGAUUGUAUCGAGGAAAUCCGGGAUACUGUACAUCCUGGCUUGGUCACAGAAGGGCUAAUGUCCCAGAUUUUACCAUUCGGGGAACACAAUGUCUGGAAGUCCUUUGAAAAGCACGUGCGUGACGAGGUCAUUUAUGAUGACGCCAAACUACCAUGGCGACGUUCACCCCUGUGGUUCGUGAUAAAAGUUGCCCUUCAAACGGUUCUCUAUCGCAUCUUCCCGGACAAUGAGGGCCACGCAGAAUAUAAAAAUUUUAUGCUUUAUCUCGCAGUUAAGAUUGGAGAGGAAGCUCAGAAGUUGAAACUCCCUAACAUCGCGGAUAUUCUCGCCAUUGUCCGAGCCAAGGUGGCCCGCCGUACGUAUAAGCUGCAAGGCAAAUCUUUCGAAACUGUGGUGGAGCGAACAAUGGAAGCCGAUCAAGCCAUUUUGCAGCAUUUACAACAGCUCCGUGCCUGCAUUCAGAAGCCCGAGUUCACAAAUAUUUCCCAUUCAUUUGGGCCGCUGCAAGAAUGUGACUUGGAAACAUCGCUGAAGAUUUCCAGAGAUUACAUACACAAUGCAAUGCAGAAUCACUCAUCAGCUCCGCCUUUGUCAACUUUCAGUAGGAAGCAGAAACCGCGGAAAAAACGCCAGACAACUGGCCUCCCGAAGCUAGAAGACGACGAGGUUCUCUCACUACUUGACUUUGAGGCUUGGGUGGACACUGAACUACAAGAAUGGCAUGCCCAAACCAACCCAACUGAGAAAGUUUGCAGUGACCUUGCGGAUCUCAUGAAGUACUACUCCAAAUUCGCGAGCAGCAAAUACGCUCAGAUGCGAGACGCAUGUUCUCUGAUGCUUCUCGUUUUGCUGGAACUAUGGGUUGUCCUUGAUAGCCUCUGUGUUCGCUUCUGUCCUCUUCUUAAAGAAUAUUCGCCUGAGCUAUCUAAGAAGCUCGUUGAGCCCUUACUCCUUCCUCACUUUCAUCAAAUGCAGCGAGCACGACAAGUCGAGGACUAUAUCCGUUCAAGGCAAAGUAGCUCUCUCAAAAGCAUCUUUUCUGACCCAGGUCCCGACACGUUUGCCGUUCGAUAUUUCAAUGAUAAGACCCGGAAACAUAAAAGGAUUCUUGAAGGUAUUAAAAGUCAUGCCACACAGGAACGCGAGGCUUUGCGCAAGGAGUGGGAAAAACUGUCAAAACAGUAUCAAGACCUCAUCAUCAAAGCAUCAAACCUCACUCACGACUCUGAAUUGGAUGAAUGGGAUAAUGAGACUCACUCUCUCUCUUGCGGUAAAUGUACUUUGGAAACAGAGGCGCAAAAGCUGGCCAUUCAAGUCCACGAGUGGCCACUUCCUGAAAAUGAGGACAAGGCAAAGAAUAUUGUGUUUGAACUUAAUUGCCCUGCCUGGUUUGCUAAAUGGCGAGAUAUCACUUGGAAACUUGUGGACGACUACGGCAGGCCUCAGGCAAGAGUACCUGCAAGGAUGGAAAUGAAUAUCUUAGAGUACCCGGCCACGCUAACCUUUGCUGCUAAAUGGGACCAGAGGCUGACCCUCGCUUCCUCCACAAAAUCAUGGUUAAAUACCCAUUACAAAGCUCAGAACUUUCCAGUCACUUUCGACACGAUUGCAGUUUCCAAUGCUUUCAACUUCUCGCUAUGGGAUACAGAGAGAGAGGUAUGGGUUGCAGGAAGAUUCAGGCUCCAGAAGUACCCGGCUUUCAACCAUUUAUGCACGCUUACGCUCAACGACCCAAAAUAUUCCGGCCUUCAGUAUGCUGUCGAGUCGUGUCAACAUCAACAGAACAAGGUACUGGCAGACCAACGUAAUUUGCACCCAAAAAUAACGCUCCAGGAGAUGAGCACCUUCAGCCAUCUUCGUGCUGGUGAGCGUCUACAAUGGUACAAUAUAGCCCGAGAACUAGUGUCUUCCUCGUUCUCGAUGAAUGAGAGCUCUCUUGGCUCACCUGGGUCCGGAACGCAACUUGGCGAGGCUCAUGCAUUCUUUGAAGAGCUCGCGUCCGUUAACAGACUUUUGGAGUCGCUCGAACAUAGGCUACGCAUCAUUUCGAUAAACUGGAAUGAACACUAUACCCUGCACACACUCGUCAUCUUAGGUGCUCGAAUUUUAAGUCUGUGUCCCACGUCAGCUGUCGAGCGCGCAUCGUCCUUCCUCAAGCGAUGCAGGAAGGUCGCGAUAGAUUGGUGCGCAAGGAUCAAGACGGCUCUUGAUGCCAAAAUGGGUGCCGAGAAUGACUCACGCCUGUCACUACUUUUCAGAAUCGGGGGAAUCUGCCUUUUAACAUUUUCUGUUGAGGACAGACAUCUUGCGAGAGUCCUUGAAAGCGAAGAAGAUUUGCAGUUCCUGUUGAGAUCUUCAAUCGUGCUCUUUGAGAAUACGCCUGAGCCAAUCGAGAGCCAAUCUUUGGAAACCAGAGCUUUAGUUCUUCAGGGUACAAGGGUUCUCCGGAAUUCCGAGAAGCAAGUAUCGCAACUUAUCAUUGAGCACCCAUCGGCUCUUAAUGUUGCUAUCAAACAAACCGCCAACCACCUUCAGAUUUCAUCACCCUGGUGCUUCGCCCCUGGUGAUAACCAGAGAUGGGCUACGAAUAACUCGGUAACCACUGAUGGGGAGAAACAGGAAAUUCACUAUAAUAUACUGAGUGGCGAGCUCCUGAUUAACAAUGAACGGCCGAAGCGCCUUCCGGAGGAGUACACAAGACAUCCAUUAUUCCGGCGGCUAUUUGGCCAGCAAGCUAUUUCCGUGGUCUCUUGCCGCAGAAAGGGUACGAAGUUUGCAUCAACGCAACAGUUUGGGAAUUACAUUGUGUAUUUUCGCCUUGAAGGAGACCAGCUAGUGGUUAGAACGAUGACAGACCGCGUCCUGCGGUUAAUACCACAUGACGUCUUAGCCAAAGACUUUCCAGACUCCCUUAUCACGAACUUUACGCACUGGUUGGACCUAAAGACAGGAGAAAUUGAAUUCCGACCUCUUGAUCAAGUCUGGGAGCCAAAUCCGAAGAACUGGCGUACAUUCUAUAAAUACCAAAAUGGAGAGAUUCCAAGGACCAAACAGGGCCAACGAGUGUUGGUCGAUGUUCACAGCGGCCUCUUUGCACAGAUUUCAAAUGUUCUGUCUCGCUUAGACCAUCUGAAGCAUAUCCAAAUCACGUCAACCCAGGACACCAGAAUCGAGGCCAAAUUGGUCCGCCUACAUCUGAGCUUCUUUGUUAAUUCUGACGGAGCAUUAGAAUGCCGGGAGCAUAAUGCUAUAGUUGAUCGAGAUCAGGAUAUCGGAUGUCUUUCCAGAUUAUCCAGCAAACUCAUUUUACGCGGGAAAACCGGCCAGCGCCAACGCUCGCUAUUGAUUCCUUACGGAAUGGUAAGAAUCAGCAAAGGGGGUCUAUACAACGAAGUUUCGAUAGAGCCUUCCAGCGAUUCACGCGUCAAAUAUUUUCACUACUUUUUCGACCCUACCCUUGGAAUACUCUCAGACACCUCCGGCAUGGUAGGUACGCUAUAUCAAGCUUAUUUGCACGCCGUUACUACCCAUGUGCUUCCUGACACUGCAACAAACCGUUCUGGGACCGAGGAAGCUCUGCGUAUACUCGGACAAGCCCGGAUGAAAAGCUCGUUUCCUUUAGAUAGUGAUUGCACUCACCUAUUGGAGCUUAUCGCGUCUCUAACUCCACGGCGGCAGUAUCAUCCGCCUGGAAUGGAGGUCAUGCAAAGGGUCAUCUGGAACCCACAAAUGCCUGAACUAGCACAACAUGAUGACUUCAGGGUGAUUACUCAAGAUAUCUUUAAUCACACAGCUAAAUUUGCGUCAUUGCAUGGUUCGAAGAAGGAGCCUCCAUCAGGGCUUGAUCGUGGAGAAAUCCACCUUCUCGAUAGAGCACGACAUCGUCAUUCCCGGUUCCGUCGGUCUGAGUUUGCGAACAAUUCCACCGGUCUAGAUAUAAAAUAUUUCAGGCCAUCUGAAUAUGACGCGCGAGAUCGCCAUGGCUGUGUUAGUGAUCGAAGCCGUCGUGUGUAUGAGAUUGCUGCGCUUAUCCGAGAUUGGCCCUCCAAUGCAAGUCAGAAAGAAGCGCUUCUCAAUAUGGUCAAAGCAUGGGGUAAUUUUUAUAUGAAAAUACUUACGCCAGAUCAGCACACAUAUACUUCACUCAUAGAUUCGCAGAUUCAACACCUAUGGGGCUCUCUAUACAGCCAGUGCCGCUCGAGCAACCGGGAAUCGGGAACAUACAAACUGAUUUCAGUAUUUUGCACGAUUGCCUUCGGUGGAUCAGUACCAACCUGGCAACUGCGUCAUCUGUUAACGAUUGCAUUUUCUGGAUAUUUUCCCGAAAUCCCUCAAAGGUUGCUCCAAGGGCCAGUGCAACUGGGUCUGGCACCGGGGCAAGACAUUGACAGGUCAAAAGUCCAAGAAGAGAUAUCUAACAACUACCCGCCUAAAAAACCCAAUCCCAGAGGAAACAUGAAGAAUCUAUCAAAACCCGAAAAGGAUAAAAUGCGUUACGAACGGAAUAAAAAGUAUGAAAAAACGAAAAAACAGGAAAUCGAAGCCCUGGCAAGCCAAAUCACCAGACAGUGGCCAUGCGAAGUCCUCCAACGGCCUACCAAUAUGGAGCCCUGGCAAGUCAAGAGCUGGAAUGCCUCUGAUAUUCUGUUCAAGCAGUUUAACAGAAAUGUCCAGUUUUAUCAGUUUAUUGAGCUUGUACAACAGAAGCUAGAUGAUGUGCCUACAUCUUCACUUCCAGACCUACCACCAAUACCACCUGCUCUUCCAAAGUGCCGGCCCUUGAUUUGUGCUCGAUCAAAUCCCUGGCAGGCCCCAAUUUUCCAAGAUAUGUUAUGUUCCUCAAACGCUCCGCUCCCGAUGGACAUAGAUCAAGCACCCCUGAGAUGCCAGAGACCUCAAGUGCCUGCAUCUUCUGAUACCGGCCCUAUAACUGAUCUCCAAUCCUUAAUAUGGGGUCUCCGCGAAGGUUCCAAUGGCCUGCGCCAACAAUAUGCGAUUAAUCUUUUGGAAAGUCUGGAAGCACUAAAGAAAGUCCACUUGCCCUGUGCAUCUGCGGGACUCCCUGUUGAGAGAGACACUCUUGUCCAGCAUCACAAACGCGCGAUAGAGCAACGAGAUAGCCUUUGGAGCCAGAUUGUUUUGGCAUUAACAACGGUGGACAGUAGAUGGAAGGCCAUAGGUGGUGCCGUAUUUUGGCCUUCUAUCACUGUCUUGUCGAUGCUGUCGUUUCUCGCCGCUGAUAAGUGGGAUUCCGUUCCUCCAUUAUGGAAGAAUACCCUUGUGAUGUUUGCGAAGGCCACUGCUUCCUUGCGUCGAUACGAACGACUUUUAGAACAUUUUGACAAAAAGGAUGUCAAUACUUUCUACAAAGAAGCAGAAACACUAAGCUGCGAGGGGUGGGAGGCAUCAAGUAUUCCUGAUUGGUUACUAUUGGAAAUCGAGGGAAACCUGACAAUCAGAGAACGCCAGGCAAAUGUCGCACAGAGAAUGAUUACACCUGAAUCUAACGAAAACUGUGUCCUGCAAUUGAACAUGGGGGAAGGGAAAACGACCAUUAUCACACCGAUGAUUGCGGCGUGCCUCGCAAAUGCCACCCAGAUGGUUCGCAUUGUAGUGCUGAAACCACUGUUGCGACAAAGUAUAAACCUUCUCUCCCAGCGCCUUGGGGGUCUACUGAACCGUCAAAUUUACCAUGUUCCUUUUUCAAGAAAUACACACAUUGACAAAAGCACUAUAGAGACCUUACAGGCAAUCUAUAGCGAAUGCCAGCAGAACCGAGGAAUCCUUAUUGUUCUUCCAGAGCAGCUACUUUCGUUCCGACUAGUCGGCCUGGAUCUCGCACCCAGCGAUAAUGCACUUGGACUCGUUGACAUAGAACAAUCACUACAGGAUAGUUGUCGCACUAUCAUUGACGAGAGCGAUGAAAUCCUGGAUCCCAAAUUUCAAUUAAUAUACACGCGAGGUAAUCAGCAGAAUGUCGAUGGGGAAAGUGAUCGCUGGGGCAUUAUCCAGCAUGUCCUUGAGUUAGUAGAAAAACAAGUCGUGGCUUUGCAGUCGGAAGAUCAGACGAGCCUGGAUAUCGAACAGCGGGGCGUCCGCUAUCCUCUUAUUCAUUUUUUGAGCGAGGCUGCUCCGGAUCGACUGCUUAAAAGGGUCACCGACGCUAUCAGCCGUGGAGAACUCCCAGGACUAUCAUUCACGGAGUGGGCAGAGGCAACCCAAAAGAGCGUGCUGAAUUUCAUAACUUGCGAUAAAACCGACAAGGCAGAUGAGAGGGUAGUACAAAAUACCUUCAAGGAUAGUAUAAUUCUCAAGAAACUCCUGGUCCUGAGGGGCCUUUUUGCUUACCGUAUACUACGCUUUGUGCUAGCAAGCAAGCGCUGGCUUGUGGACUACGGCGUUCAUCCCUCGCGGUGCUUGUCAGCGGUGCCAUUUAGGGCCAAGGGGGUGCCAUCAGAGAAUGCUGAGUUCGGGCAUGCGGAUGUUGCGCUGGUAUUGACGUGCCUGAGCUAUUACUACGAGGGCCUUACCGAAAAGCAAGUUCGACAAUGCUUCUAUUUCCUAAUGAAAGAGAACGAUCCCGGGGCUGAAUAUCAGCACUGGAUUACACGGAACCGGGAUGAACUGCCCGAGGGUCUACACUCCUUCAAUGGGGUCAAUUUGGAGGAUGAUGACACGUUCCAGGGAGCAUUCUACCAUCAUCUCCAGUAUCAGAAAGGAAUCAUUGACUUCUUCCUUGCCAAAGUUGUCUUUCCAAGGGAGGCAAAAGGUUUUCCUUUCAAAUUGUCGUUGUCUGCAUGGGACAUCCCAUCGAAACCGCCUCAGCCACUUACGACCGGAUUCAGUGGAACAAAUGACAAUCGAUAUUUGCUGCCAAAAUCAAUGCCCCAGAAAGAUCUACCGUAUCUUCUUCAUACCAACGCCAUGGUUCUAAGUCAGCUUCUUCAAGAAGAUAAUAGGCAGUGCAUCCUUGUAGAGGAUAAGGAUGGUCGUCAGCUUCCGGUGAACGGGCUCUUGCAUCUUAUAAAUGAUCAAGAUCCUCAUAUCAAGGUUAUCAUUGAUGUCGGAGCCUUAGUACUAGAGUCAAGUAACGAAGAAGUUGCGAAGACAUGGCUAUCUAUUGUUCCAGCUGAGAGAGCCCGCGCUGCUAUCUAUUUUGAUACCAAUGAUGAGGCUAUGGUGGUGGACCGAGAGGGUUACGUCGAGCGGCUUGUUGCAUCGCCUUUUUACGACCGGCUACAUCUUUGCUUGGUCUUUCUUGACCAACACCGCGCUAGAGGCGUCGAUAUCAAGCUUCCACGCACAUAUCGUGCAGCAGUGACACUUGGACCCCGGCUAACCAAAGACCGACUCGUUCAAGCAUGUAAUAGGAUGCGCGAACUAGCCAACGGCCAAUCAGUGGCUUUUUUUAUACCUCCAGAAGUUAAACAUAGUAUGAAGAAUAACGGCGCAGCCAUUACUUCCAUCAACGUUGUACAGUGGGUGCUAGAACAGACUUGCGAUCAGCUGGAAAAAUUGCAACCACUCUGGGCAUGGCAGGGCCUACAACAUUUCCGCUGCGCCCAAGUAUGGGAUGAUUUCAGAACGCGUGCCAGCUCCUUAGAAAAUAUUGUGGUUCGCAUCCAGGAACCUGAGUCAAAGUCUCUCUCUCAAUUAUAUGCUCCAUGGGGGGAGCUUCCUCAGUCUAUUACUUUACUCCGAGAAUUAGCCGCAUACGAUCCAACAGUCCAUGAACUUCUUGGGAAAUGGGAAAGGGCCGAAUCUACGCAGACUAUUCUUUGCGAGGAGCAAGAGCGAGAGCUAACCCAGGAAAUCCAAAGAGAGCCUCAAAUCCACCGUCCGCCAUCUGUGGAAGCCCAAAAUCACACCGUACACGCCCAUAUCAAGCACUUUGUCAAGCACGGCCGAUUCCCCGAUUGGUACUCAUCUGAGGCCGCCGAACCAGCAUUCAAAACGUGUCUAUCGCGGACAUCCGCUCAUGCAUUCGAACUCCCUUCCACUGUCGGAUCCCAUAUUCAUGUUUCGCUCGACUUCCUCGAUACGAUAAAACAGGAUGAUAACACUGUUGAUGAUGAGUUUCUGAAACCUGUGCACUGGGUUCUCUCGAGCAACAGCAAUGAAAUGCUUAUCGUUAUCAGCCAGCACGAAGCAAACUACCUGUUGCCCAGCAUCCGCAAGUCCAAAAAUGUUACACUUCACAUGUAUGCCCCCAGAAUGGCUAAAGACAUGUGCUCCUUCAGCAAACUUGACUUCCUCACAGUCGGCCAACCUAGGCCCAACCCCCAAGCCCAAAUCUCGCCGGAAGCCAUCCGAGAUCUUGAAAUAUUUUCCGGAAGUCUUUAUUUUGACUCUUUUGCCGAAUACCAGAGUGCCUGCCAAUUUUUCGGAUUCAAACCCGAUAGGAUCCUUGAUAUUCCCCAGGACUCCAUCACGACCGACGGCUUCGUGAGCAAGGAGGCGCGCACCCAGGCCCAAUGGCCAGUCCAUUGCCCUUUCACCACUAGCCCACUACCUUUUUUGAAAGCAUGGUAUGGAAUUCGGACAAGAGGCCAGGGGUUUUCUCAAUCACAUAUUGGGUCUAUCGUGGAGGCGCGACGCCUAACCGAGGACCGGUUCUGA
This is a messenger RNA of Aspergillus versicolor CBS 583.65, 9183 nucleotides long. RefSeq lists its product as uncharacterized. NCBI's taxonomy places the organism in Eukaryota, Fungi, Ascomycota, Eurotiomycetes, Eurotiales, Aspergillaceae. The coding region runs from base 1 to 9183 and encodes 3060 amino acids. The transcript is spliced from 6 exons. The record is from RefSeq and is a predicted model, not a curated record.